Messenger RNA from Anoplopoma fimbria (sablefish), 2407 nucleotides. It is a transcript of the gene poc1b, whose product is annotated as POC1 centriolar protein B. Lineage: Eukaryota; Metazoa; Chordata; Actinopteri; Perciformes; Anoplopomatidae. Gene Ontology annotation, molecular function: protein binding. The record is from RefSeq and is a predicted model, not a curated record. Gene Ontology annotation, cellular component: ciliary basal body; centriole. Gene Ontology annotation, biological process: cilium assembly. The coding region runs from base 162 to 1751 and encodes 529 amino acids. The transcript has 12 exons.
UGCAAACACAGUUUAGUUUGCAUUCUAAGUUAAUACAAAACAAAGUCAACCAGGGUUGUUAAAGCAUUGCAGAGCAGAAACACUGUGUUAUCUGGGCUCCACAGGUCAGGUCUGCAGAAGACUGUCAUGGAAGUGUCGCUUCCUCUCUGACUAACUCUCACAUGCACACUAUGGCGUCUGUUAUGGAGGACCCAGCCCUAGAGAGACACUUCAAGGGCCACAAAGAUGCUGUCACCUGUGCAGACUUCAAUCCAAACUGCAAACAGCUGGCUUCGGGUUCAGCUGAUAAGAGCCUGAUGAUCUGGAAUCUGGCUCCAAAGGCGAGGGUAUACCGCUACGUUGGCCACCAAGACGUCAUCACCGGGGUGCAGUUCUCCCCCUCCGGUAACCUGGUGGCCACUUCCUCCAAGGACAGAACGGUGCGACUGUGGACCCCUUCCAUGAAAGGAGAGUCAACAGUGUUCAAGUGCCACACGGCCGCCGUGCGCAGCGUCGCCUUCUCCCACGACGGGCAGAGGCUGGUGACGGCGUCCGACGACAAGUCCGUCAAAGUGUGGAGCGUUCACCGCCAGUGCUUCAUCUACUCCCUCAACCAGCACACCAACUGGGUGCGCUGUGCCAGGUUUUCUCCAGACGGGCGGCUGAUAGCGUCCUGUGGAGACGACCGCACCGUCCGGCUGUGGGACACGUCCACCAAACACUGCAUCAACUGUUUCACCGACUAUGGAGGAUCAGCAACGUUUGUCGAUUUCAACUCAAGCGGUACCUGCAUCGCGUCCUCCGGAGCCGACAGCACCCUGAAAAUCUGGGAUCUACGGACCAACAAGCUGAUUCAGCAUUACCAAGUCCACUGUGCAGGAAUCAACAGCUUUUCCUUCCACCCGUCCAACAACUACCUGAUCAGUGGCUCCAGUGACGGCACUGUUAAGAUCCUGGACCUGCUGGAGGGCCGCCUCAUCUACACCCUGCAUGGACACAAGGGCGCUGUUAUCACAGUAGCCUUUUCCAGGGCAGGAGAGCUCUUUGCCUCGGGGGGAGCGGAUGGUCAGGUGCUGAUGUGGAGGACAAACUUUGACACCAAAUCCUACCAGGACGUCCUGCAACAACACGGCCGGAGGUCCACCCCGGACCCCCCACCCCACCUCACUGACAUCCACCCCAGAGGACCCCACCUCCACCUCCCAAAGCCCACAGCCAUUCGGAUCAGUCAGACGGUGGCAGACACUCAGUCCUCUGAUCCUCACGUCGUAGAGUUGGGCCAUUCCGUUCACAGAACCACGCUCUUAAAAAGUCGAGCACACUUGACGCCCACGCAGGCCGCCGCCAACGGUCACCACUCCAACGGCUUGCCGGCGCGUCACACGGCCAGUUCAAGAGUGGGAGGAUGGAUGGGAGAGGAACGUACCAGUAGGGCAGGUGCGCCUGUUUGGAGCCAGACUCGGGACAGUGGGGGAGGAAGAGGAAGGAGAGAGGAAGAGGAGGAGGAAGAGGAGAGAGGGCAGACGCACCCAUUGGAAGUUCUCUCCGGUCAUCCAUCGAGUCUGGACUCUACCCUGAGACACAUCGUUCAGCAGUUGGAUAUUCUCACGCAGACUGUUUCAGUGCUGGAGGAGCGUCUCACCCUGACUGAGGACAAGCUGAAAGAGUGUCUCCUCAACCAAUCCCAGAUUCUCCAGGACGUGAGGUCGUCGGGCGAGAGGCGGAGGACGGAGAGCGAGGACACGGAUGGAUCACCUGUCCAUUUCACCUGACGACCAACACGCCGACUGUAGCACAAACACACAGACUGUUGGACAUGGGUGUGUGUGUGUGUGUGUGUCUAUGUACAUAUGUGUGUCUGCGUGUAAUUCCAAAUGUCCACUUAGGUGGUCUCUCUCAGGGGUCAGUGGGUUUAUCAGGAUUUGUCUGUGUCUGUGUGUGUGUGUGCGUGUGUGUGUCUGUGUGUGUGUGUGCGUGUGUGUGAGAGAGUGAUGUUUUCUCCAUGUCUUUCCUCACCUCUUAAGGAUAUCCAGCUGUACAGCCAAGCACAGUCUGGCUGGGGCAUUCCAUGUGUGUGUGUGUGUACUUGUACAGCUAUCUUUGUGAGGACCAAUGUGCGUUUUAGAACUCCAGAGUGAGGACAUGUUUUGAAAGUGAGGACAUUUAGGACGGUCCUCACUUUGGGACGGACCUGCAUAGAUCAGACUUAAGUUAAGUUAAGUUAAGUCAAAGUUAGGGUUAGGGUAAUGUUUGGGGUCAGGCAUUUAGUUGUGAUGGAUAAGGUAAGGGUCUAGGGAAUGCGUUAUGUCAAUGAGCGUCCUCACAAAGAUAGAAGUACAAGGUUGUGUGUGUGUGUUGUUAUGGAUGUUACGUCCAACCGGGACAGCUGAAGCUAUGAAAACAGAUGGCACUUGUCUGCUGUAUGACU